AUGCUCGCGAUCACUAGCUCCCGCCGUCUGUAUCUCCCCCUCGCAUUCACGCUCUCCCUCGGUCCCAUUCUCUCUCUGUCGCAUUCGCGCUCCCUCGUGGUCCCGUUCUCCCUCUCCCUCGCAUUCACUCUCUCCGUCUAUGUUGCGCUCUCUCUCGUUCGCAUUCGAUCUAUCCGUCUCUCUUGCUCUCUUCCUCUUUCGCAAUCUCCCUCUCCGGCGCACCCGUGCUCUCUCUCGGCGCAUUCGCUCUCUCCGUCUCUACCGUGUGCUACCCCGUUCGCAAUCGCCACCUCAGACUCUCCCGUGUACUCCCCCGGUCGCAUGCGCGCGCUUCGUCGCUCCCUCGCUACCGUGCUCACCCCCGGUCGCAUUAGCGCGCUCUGUCCAUCCCGUGAUCUCUCUCUUACGCGUUUGCGCGCUCCGUCCCUCCCGUCCGCUCUCCGUUUUGCAUUCUUACGAUCUGUCAACCUCUUUCGCUAUCCGUUUCGUAUUUCCGCGCUCCGUCCCUCCCGUCCGCCCUCCCUAUCGCAUUCACGCGCUCCGUCCCUCCCGUCCGCAUACGCCGGUCGCCUUCACGCACUACGCCACUCCCGUCCGCUCUAUCACGAUCGCAUUCUCUCUCUCCGUCGCUCCCGUGCGUUCCCACGGUCGCAUUCACACGCUCCGUCCGUCCGUUGCUCUGCCACCGUCGCAUUCUCGCGCACCGUCCCUCCCGUGCGUUCCCACGGUCGCAUUCUCUCUCUCCGUCCCUCCCGUGCGUUCCCACGGUCGCAUUCUCUCCCUCCCGUCCGCUCUACCUCUCGCAUCCGCUCUCUCCGUCCAUUCCGUGCGCUCUACCUUUCCGCAUUCGCGCGCUCCGUCCCUCCCGUCCGCUCUACCUCUCGCAUUCGGUCUCUCCGUCUCUCCGUGCGCUCUACCUUCCGCAUUCGCGCGCUCCGUCCCUCCCGUCCGCUCUACCUCUCGCAUUCGGUCUCUCCGUCUCUCCGUGCGCUCUACCUUUCCGCAUUCGCGCGCUCCGUCCCUCCCGUCCGCUCUACCUCUCGCAUUCGCUCUCUCCGUCCAUUCCGUGUGCUCUCCCUUCCGCAAUCGCGCGCUCCGUCCCUCCCGUCCGCUCUCCCUUACGUUCGUUAUCUCCGUCCCUCCCGUGCGCUGUCCGUACCUCAUUCGCUCGCUCCUUCCCUCCCGUCCGCUCUCCCACCGUCGCAUUCUCUCUCGCCGUCGCUCCCGUGCUCUCUCACCGUCGCAUUCACCGACGAAUUCGCUCUCUCUUUCUCUCUCUCUGUCCCUCCCUCGCUCUCACACCGUCCAAUUCUCUCUCUCUGUCCCUCCCUCGCUCUCACACCGUCCAAUUCUCUCUCUCCGUCCCUCCCUCGCUCUCCCACCGUAGCAUUCUCUCUCUCCGUCUCUCCCUCCCUCACACUGCCCCCUCUCUCCCUCCCUCACACUGCCCCCUCUCUCGUCGCUCCCCGAGUCCUCUCCUCUUCCGGGCUCUUCCUCUCUGUCCCACUCGUUCACCCCCUCCUCCCUCCUAUCCCCUCCUCCUCCCUCCCCUCCGCUCUCCUCCUCUCCACUCUCUUCCUCUCCGCCCUCUUCCUCUCUGCCCCACCUUCCCCCUCCUCUCCUCUCCCGGGCUCUCCCUCUCUCUCCCUCCCUCUCCUCCUCCCCCUCCCUCCUCUCCUCUCACUGCCUCUUCCUCUCUGCCUCCCUCACCUCCUCCCCCUCCCUCCUAUCCUCUCACUGCCUCUUCCUCUCUGCAUCUGUUCCAUUAUCCAUCGCACGUGGUUCACUGUCUUGUUUGCAGAUGGCAUACACGUGUAG
Molecule: messenger RNA, 1818 nt
Organism: Closterium sp. Naga37s-1
Lineage: Eukaryota; Viridiplantae; Streptophyta; Zygnematophyceae; Desmidiales; Closteriaceae
Source: the annotation of a GenBank genome assembly